Messenger RNA from Fulvia fulva, 990 nucleotides. RefSeq names its product Short chain dehydrogenases/reductase. The record is from RefSeq and is a predicted model, not a curated record. Gene Ontology annotation, cellular component: intracellular anatomical structure. Gene Ontology annotation, molecular function: oxidoreductase activity, acting on NAD(P)H, oxygen as acceptor. Bases 1 to 990 code for a protein of 329 amino acids. NCBI's taxonomy places the organism in Eukaryota, Fungi, Ascomycota, Dothideomycetes, Mycosphaerellales, Mycosphaerellaceae. The transcript is spliced from 3 exons.
AUGCUGUCUCGACUCACGAUACCCACUUUGCUGCGCUCCACUUUCAGCACAAGCCAGACGUUCCGAUUGGCUUGUGCCGCGACUGGAGUUUCUACCAGGAACUCUACCACAUCGACAAACAACAUCAGGAAAAGCGUUCCAUCUGCCAUUGCGAGGAAGCUUCAUGAUCCAGAUGAGGUCGAUGGACCACACCGCUUCCGCGAGUUUGAGCUCAACGAUCGUGUCUACAUCGUCACAGGCGGAGCACAAGGACUCGGCCUGACUUUAGCAGAAGCGCUGGUAGAAGCUGGAGGCCAUGUCUACUGCGUUGACCGCCGCGAUGAGCCCGCCCAGGACUUCUACGACACCAGGGACCGCCUAGCAAAGCACUACGGCGGCAGCCUCCACUACCGCAAAGUCGACGUCCAACAUGCCCCGGAGUUGGAAGAAGCCAUCGAUCAGAUCGCAAGCGAGCGCUCCCGGCUCGAUGGUCUGAUCGCCGCUGCUGGAGUCCAGUACGUCUCGCCCGCUCUGGACUACCCACCCGAGAAGAUCUCCGAAAUGAUGAACAUCAACUUCGGCGGCGUCUACCUCUCCGCGGUAGCCUGUGCUCGUCAAAUGGUCAAACACAAAACCCCCGGCUCCAUCGUCCUGAUCGGCUCCAUGAGCGGUUUGAUCGCCAACAAAGGCUUCACAGCGUCUGUCUACAACUCCUCCAAGGGUGCCGUGAUCCAGCUCGGGAGGUCACUGGCCAUGGAAUGGGGCAAGAUCAUCGAUGGAAAGGCGAUUCGUGUGAACGUUCUGUGUCCGGGAAACAUCAUGACUCCGAUGGUGAAGAAGAAUUUCGACGACGAUCCGCAGCUUAGGGAGUUGUGGGAGCAGAAUAAUAUGAUGGGGAGGAUUUCGGAGCCGGGGGAGUAUCGUGGUGCGGCGUUGUUUAUGCUGAGUGACGCUUCGAGUUUCAUGACGGGGAGUCAUCUUGUUAUUGAUGGUGGAUAUACCGCGUGGUAG